Messenger RNA from Danio rerio (zebrafish), 5282 nucleotides. The record is from RefSeq and is a predicted model, not a curated record. NCBI's taxonomy places the organism in Eukaryota, Metazoa, Chordata, Actinopteri, Cypriniformes, Danionidae.
CUCUCUAUCAAAGGCUGGUUGUUUCAGGCCAGAGUUUAGUUUCAGGGCUUUGGAUUCAGAGAAUGGCACCAGGAGGCUGGAUGGGACGCCACUCUUUGUGGAGCAUCUGAUGGGAUUAAAAGCCUCUCAACUCCUUUUUGGAGGUUUCCGAACAGAAUUUCAAGAAACUAGUGAAAUAUCAUGAAGUAACCUCUGAGGAACAUGAAUUGUUUUUCUGGCUCAUUUCUACUUUCCACGAUUUAGUGAAGUGAGGCAAAACUAGAAGAGUUGUGAUUUCUUUAAGACUUUCAUCCAGGACUUGUAUGGGGCUACGGUGGACCUUUUUGUUGGUGAUAUAUUGAAGCUCAUGUAAAGUUUUGGUGCGAAACUAAAUCUGCAAAAUCAGUAACAGUUUUGUUCAUCAAGUGGCUUCAAGACAGUCACAACAUAAUGUAUCUGAGCAGAUGGAGGCCAAGUGGACAUGAGAUCGAGACGUGAAGUCUUUUAAAGCAUUGUUUUUAAUUGUAUCAAUCCUUUAAUGUGCCUUUAAAAUUGGAAACACUCUACGUGUUUUAACUAAAGUUUCAAAAGCUGACAUAAACCUCUCACACAAUGAGCAAAGAUCUUCGUUUUCCCAGGAAGGCGAUGCAGAUGAACUAUUCAACAAGGAGACACUCGUGUAUUGGUUUUGAUGUGGAGAAUGGGCUGUCGGUGGGCCGCAGUCCUCUGGACUCUCAGGCCAGUCCCGGCUCUGGCCUCGUGUUGCAGGCCAAUUUCCCUCACAGUCAGCGGCGCGAGUCUUUCCUGUACCGCUCCGACUCGGACUUUGACCUCUCACCCAAGGCCAUGUCUCGAAAUUCAUCCACGGCCAGUGAGCUGGAAGAGAGUUUGAAGCACUGGGAAGUCAACUGGCUCAAUCGACAUGGAGAAGACAUGAUAGUUACACCAUUUGCACAGGUCCUUGCCAGCUUGAGGACUGUGCGGAGCAACUUUGCCGUUUUGACCCAUCAGCAAGACCGCGUCCCUAGCAAGAAGUCUACAGGAAACAACCCACCAUCCAUGUGCAAGACAAGCCUACCAGAGGAGCCAUUUCAGAAGUUGGCAGUGGAGACUCUGGACGAGCUGGACUGGUGUCUCGAACAGCUGGAGACUCUCAAGACACGUCACUCGGUCAGCGAGAUGGCAUCUAACAAGUUUAAAAGGAUGCUGAAUCGAGAAUUAACCCAGCUCUCAGAGACUAGCAAGUCAGGAAACCAGGUCUCAGAGUACAUCUCCAGCACAUUCUUGGAGAAGCAACAUGACAUGGAUAUUAUGUCCACCCCAAGCAAGGAGAAGGAGAAGAAGAAGCGGCCCAUGUCUCAGAUCAGUGGCGUGAAGAAGCCCACACACAGCUCCAACAUCGCUCCCUCCAGCAUCCCUCGUUUUGGCGUCAGCACCAACCGGGAGGAUCUACUGGCUAAAGAGUUAGAAGACUUUGACAGAUGGGGUGUGGAUAUGUUCAAGAUAUCCGAGUGUUCUGGCAACAGACCGCUAACGGUGGCAAUGUACACAACCUUUCAGGAAAGAGACUUGUUGAAAUCCUUCAAAAUUCCUGUAGACACAUUCAUUAACUACAUGACGGCUCUGGAGGAAAACUACCGCUCAGAUGUAGCUUACCAUAACAGCAUCCAUGCAGCUGAUGUGGUCCAGUCCACCCAUGUCCUGCUGUCCACUCCUGCCCUUGAGGCUGUAUUCACUGACCUUGAGAUCUUGGCUGCAAUGUUUGCCAGUGCCAUUCAUGACGUGGACCAUCCUGGAGUGUCCAACCAAUUCCUCAUUAACACAAACUCAGAGCUGGCACUAAUGUACAACGAUUCCUCUGUUCUGGAGAACCACCACCUGGCUGUUGGCUUCAAGCUGCUGCAGGAAGAAAACUGUGACAUUUUCCAGAACCUGACCAAGAAACAGAGGCAGUCGCUGCGCAAGAUGGUCAUUGACAUGGUCUUGGCCACUGAUAUGUCAAAGCAUAUGAACUUAUUAGCGGAUCUCAAGACUAUGGUGGAGACAAAGAAGGUGACCAGCCUGGGUGUACUACUGCUAGACAACUAUUCAGAUCGCAUACAGGUUCUUCAGAACAUGGUGCACUGCGCUGACCUGAGCAACCCAACGAAGCCGCUGGAGCUUUACCGUCAGUGGACAGAUCGCAUCAUGGUGGAGUUUUUCACUCAGGGCGACCGAGAGAGAGAUAAGGGGAUGGAGAUCAGCCCCAUGUGUGACAAACACAAUGCCUCUAUUGAGAAAUCACAGGUGGGCUUCAUCGACUACAUCGUGCACCCGCUGUGGGAGACCUGGGCGGACCUGGUUCACCCUGAUGCCCAGGAGAUCCUGGACACGCUGGAGGACAAUCGAGAGUGGUACCAAAGCAUGAUCCCUCACAGUCCCACCUCCACCCCAGAGGACAAGAGCGCUGUGAUGGGGAUGGGGGCUAUGGGAGGUGGCAUCGCUUCAGCGGGGGAUAAAUUCCAGUUUGAACUGACCUUGGAAGAGGAAGGUGAGUCUGACGUGGAGAGUCCCGUGGAUGAAGACUUGACUUCCAGCACACGGGACUCCUCCAGGACAGAUCCCCAAGGCAAACAAACAUCUCCAGCUGCCCGCUUGCUGUCCGCUCGCUCCCCCGGCUGCAGGACAAUGUCUUUUAAGAUGGGCGAGCCACCAGACAGCGAAGAUGAAGACAAAGAACUUGACCAAGAAGGGAAAAGCGUGUCGUGCCUGCGUUUGGGAACAUAACACUCGUGCACUUUUUUUUUUUUUUAGUAUUUUUUCUUAUUUGCUUUUUUCGUACCUCUUCCUCACCACCUCCCAGUCCCACUCCAUCCCAUUUUCAGCUUCCUUGGGUGGAGGUGACGCAGUGCAGGAGAGGUAAAAAGGCUUCAGCGGGACAUUUUUAUACCGUAGUCACCUUGCACUGGAGUGCUGAAGCUGUUUUUAUGACUUCGGGAUUUGUAAAACAUUCAAAUGUACUCGAGUGUCUUCCUGUGACGUACCAGGGUUUCAAUUAAUGAACAAGUGGACUUUCGAGAGCCGACUCUGAACAUAUUGAUUGAUAAACAAGACACUUUUUACGUGAGACGAAAGUGCACUAAAAUGUUUUUUUGUUUUUUUUAAAGACACUGUUGACUUAAAGCUGGUCUAUUAUUAGCUGAACAAAAAAACAGCCUGACCUUAACACAACAGAACAUCUCAGGAUUCAAACAGACGAUUGCUUUCAUGUAGCAAACAGCUCGAGGGUACCCACAUAGAGACCGCCGUCUUCCUUGGAUCGCUCUUAAAAUCUGUAGACUGAAGUCGAGCCAUGAUUGUGAUCUUUUUUGUACUUGUAUGUGGCGCCACCUAGUGCUUAAUAGUGGAACCGCAGCCACAUUUAUAGGAUUUAUACCACCGUGUGGCUUUGUUUUGUUGUUCCUUUGCACUCGUUUGGCUGUUAUAAUUUGAACUUGAUUCCCUCCUCACCUUAAUUUCUAGGAAUGCUGCUGGCGUCCACAUGGUUUACAUAUGCUUCUCGUUUAUUUGUUUAUUUUCUCAGAGCUUGAGCAUUAGUAUGUCACAGCUUGCUUCUGAUUGACCAGGUAGCACUUUAGAGGACGUUUUUGUCAUUGCCAAACAAACACGCUGCUCCAUCAGUAAGGGCUGGAGUCAAUAUUAACAUGUGGUAGACUAGUUUUGGCAGCGUGCGAAUGUGCCCUUUAAAUUGGUCUCUGGAAAGCUGGGCUGGAUUGGAAACCCACACUGUAAAUAAAUAUCAGUUAAUUAACAGUCCUGUAUUUUGGGAUUUGUGGGUGGUUUUCAGUUAUUUACACUUCAGAGUGCAUUAUGGGACAGUAAUGUCUACUGAAACUCCACAAAUGUAACAGUAAAGUUUAAAUUUUGAAACAAUAUAUUGCAUAAAAAUUUAAAAGGAAGAACCCAGCAAAUAAUUGUGUUUAAUAGACGUCUAAUUGACAUCUAAACGUAGACAGCUUGGCUAAAACAAGGCUAAACUUGGGCUGUCAUUGAAAAUCUAAUAGACAUCUAAGCAUAGCCCAAAACUAGACUAGUCAUCAAAUCGACAGAUUAGGCAGCCUUUAUAUGUGUAGUCAUUCAUUUCUGUUUAUUUGUUUACAUCUGUUUACAUCUAUUAGAUUUUCAUUGACAGCCCAAAUGUAUCCUUGUUUUAGCUAAUACGACUAUGUUUAGACGUCUAUUAGACAUAUUUCAAAAACAAAAAAUGUUUGCUGGGUACUUACUUCCAGGGCCGUUUAUAUCGAAUUUGAUAUUUAUCUGCACAGCGCUACCCACUGCGCCACCAUGCUGCCCAAAAAUGAAAUGCUAAAUAAUAAAAAAUGUAUAAACAUUUCAAUAAAAGCCACUUUGUUAAACUUUCCAACAUCCAUAGUUAAUAUCAAGGUCCUGUAAUGCAAUUCAUAAGUGUCAAUAAACAGAAAACACCCAUGAAGCACAAAAUACAACUGUUAAGUGACAAACUGGCAAGACACUGGAGGUGAAGAGGGUCAAAACGUAACUAAUAUAUAUAGCAUCAUACUUUCCUAUUGCUAUUUUUCAAGUUUUUAAAAUCGUAUGUUUGAAUAUGCAAUAAGGCAUUAUUUUUAUUAAAUAUUUGAUAAUUUGCAUAAACUUAUUGUCCAAAAGUCUGUGUUUUGAUGAACUAGCUUUACAUUUUUUGAGCCUAUAACCAUGUUAGAUGUUUUUUACAGGGAGGAUUUUUGUUAGGAAUUCUUUUUAUCACACAAUGACAGCUCGUAAAUGUUCAAAUAAACACUACAAUUAUGUGUGAACAUAUCACUCUGUAUAAACCCUUCAGAGUAUAGAUAUGAAUAAAACUGUGAAGUUUGUUAGUGCUGCUAAAGUGGAUAUUUAUUUAAAUAAUCUAUCAUAUUUUGAGCAAACGUCCUUUACAAUUUCAAGUGAAAUCUGCAGACACAAAUUUAUCAAGUGCAACAAUUACAAUUAAACAGCUUAUUUGGAUUAUUUAUUUGCAUUAGACUGACAAAAACAUCUCAAGAAUCUCACAAUUGACAGUGUUUUUGCCUCCAGUGUCUCUCCUUAAUGGAUUGUUGUUGUUGAUUUUUUUUUUUUACAGUGCACAUUAGCUGUCCAGAAAGUGAUCUGUGUCCUUAAACCACAUGUGUACUUUCUCUGUUUCUGUGCUGGUCACACUGAAAAUAAGAGGUACAGUUGAAGUCAGAAAUAUUAGCCCCCUUUGAAUUUUUUUCUUCUUAUUUUUAUAUUUUCCAAAUGAUGUUUCACAGAGCAAGGACAUUUUCACA